GCCAGCGGUGGGAGCAGGAGCCGCAGCAGUACGGACAUUACUGUACCCACAGGCAGUUAUUAACCACCGAGGCCAAGGUGCAAGGAAUCGGUUGCUUCUCUGAUUGUGUCCCAGUUGGUACAAGAGGCCAGCGGUGGUGCCAACCUUCUCAAUGAGUGCCAGGAUCUCUAAGCAGCUGAGGCUGUCUGUGCCCCCUUGUCUGGCAAACAGGACCACUGCCUCCAACUCCAGCAGCUGCGUUACCGAGGUGGAACCCCUUCUUCAGUCCUUCUCCUCCACUCUGGUUCUGAUAGUCCUGGCGACCGUCAUUUUUUGCUUGGUGGUCCUAUCCCUGAGCACCUUCCAUAUGCACAAAAGCAAAAUGAAGAAGCGCAAAAUAGAGAAGGCUCAGGAGGAGUAUGAGAGAGACCACUGCAGCCCCAAGGCGGAGAGAGGCCACUUGCAUGGAAUGGGCAGAGGGGGCACCCAUGGCAGUCCUACCUCCCCUACCAUACAGAGGAAGGAGCACAUUCGCCUGGAUCUGGGUGCCAGUGUUAAUGAGGAGCCUCAGCUGGAAGCGUCAGGGUUGGACAGAGCUACAGAACACCUGCAGCAAUCCGUGGUCUUGUCAUGAUCCCGAUGCACAGAGAGGCGCUAAAUAUCCUGUACAUAUUGGGAGAAUUAAUUCCAACGAACUAUUUCAGCGCAUGAUCGAGACCACAUUGCGUUACCCAUGAUACGUGCGAUGAAAGGCUUCGCUUUUUUUUAUUCUUUUUCGGGGGGACGGAGCCGCACAAUGCUACCAAAUGUAAUGUCAUUCUGCCUGGGGGAAAUCCCAUUUGCUCUGUACAUAGAUCUCAUACAGGAUACCCGCAUUUCUCCUCCGCUAUAAGAUAUCUGAAGGUGAUUGAUACAGUAACACGACAGCCAAGCCACUCGCUGUUAGACACCAUCCACCAACACCAAAUCCCAGGGAUAUUACAGUGGGAUCCAGUGUCUGCUCUAUAAAGCACCAUUGUGGCUUGAGGCUUCCUAGAGAGAAUUCUCCAUAAAGAAACAGAUAAACUCGCUCAAGCAUAUAAUAACCCCCCUACCCCCAAAUCAUGUUACCUUUACUGAUAAUCUUCUUUUCUAAGUACAAUAUUUGCCUUGUGGAGCUUAAGCCCAGUAGUGGAGCGUACCAGCGCACUUUGCUUCUUGCCCCCCCCCCCCCCCCCCCCCCCCCCCCCCCGUUUGAUUUCUAUGGAGCUGUCCGCCGGUGCCGGUGCUGAAUGCCAGAAUGUCCUGCCUGCAGCCUCAGACCCACAUCUUUAUUCUGAAGGUUUCCCACAAGCACCUUUUGCUUCAUUCUCCGAACUGAUCCUGUUCAUGGAGAUAUACAGUCUUUUAUUUUUUUGUUAAAGCAUUAUUGGGUGAUGUGAAGUCCUGAAGUGCAGUUAUGCAGUUACCCAAUUUUUAUGUUUAAACAACAUGUGCCCUUAAGUUAACUCCUAAUUGGCACCGAGGCAAAACAUAGCUCUUGUACUAUGCACUCUCUCUCUCUCUGACAUAUGUUUAUGUUAUACUGCUACUGAUAUUGGAGGUUUCUCAGGAAACUGAGUUCGGUAGCAUGGAUUUAGCUUCUAUUGUUAUAGGAAUAAAUUUUCUAUCUUAA
This is a messenger RNA of Xenopus tropicalis (tropical clawed frog), 1633 nucleotides long. It is a transcript of the gene c2h11orf87, whose product is annotated as chromosome 2 C11orf87 homolog. The record is from RefSeq and is marked provisional. Gene Ontology annotation, cellular component: membrane. Lineage: Eukaryota; Metazoa; Chordata; Amphibia; Anura; Pipidae.